Messenger RNA from Drosophila willistoni, 2064 nucleotides. It is a transcript of the gene stas, whose product is annotated as transmembrane protein 41 homolog. Gene Ontology annotation, cellular component: endoplasmic reticulum membrane. NCBI's taxonomy places the organism in Eukaryota, Metazoa, Arthropoda, Insecta, Diptera, Drosophilidae. The record is from RefSeq and is a predicted model, not a curated record. The transcript is spliced from 4 exons. The coding region runs from base 499 to 1497 and encodes 332 amino acids.
UAAAAUUCACACACCAACCAAAGCAGAGCGAAUGCUGAACAAAACUGUGUGUGUAACAUGGAAUUAUAGCUCAAUUUAUAGUACAAAAUUAGUGGCAAAUAACAACAAAUCUUUAGCAAUUUCAAAUUAAAUUGAUCAAGUGUCAGUGCCUGCUUUGACACUAUUUCCAUGUUUCACAAUAUUGUUUUUUAUUGAUUAAAUUUAAUGAGAGUGUCAGCAAAAAACGAGGGAGAGAGAGACAGGAGAAAAAACUGUUAAAGCGCGCAAAUCGACAUACAAAGAACACAUACACAUUUACACCAUACAUACAUACGUGCAUAUAUGUACAUAUUUACACAAUAAUAAUAUUAAUUGAAUUCUAUUAGACGCUAAAUUUGUAGUUACAUAGAGACCAACAAAAACAUUUUAUCUCAUAUGAUUUAAAACAAAACGCGGAAAAACGUCAACUGCACAAAAUUUUAAAAGUUUUAUUAAAAAAUAACAAUUAGUAAAUUCGUCAUGUCCACACUUAUACAUAAUGGUGCCAUUGCAGCUGCUGAUAAGGGGCUGACCACCGCAACAUCAACAGAAACAAGCAACCUAAUGAACGGUAAACAUAGACCACCGAAAAAACAUGAACAAUCUCUGGAGGAUCAUCGAGUUCAUCAACAGCAGCACCAGCAACAGGACGAACAGCAGCAGUCAACACCACAAAAGCAGGCGGCGGUCUCAUCGUCGUCGUCAUCGUCAUCAUCGGCCAUGUCAGCGGAUGAGCGGAAAGCCACUAGAAGAUCUCUAGUCAUUGUGGCUGGCAUAUUCAUUGCCAGUUUGGCCACAAUGUGCUAUGUCUAUGCCAUAUUCCCGGAAUUAAAUGCGGCCGAGAAACAGCAUUUGAAAAUACCUCGUGAUAUACAAGAUGCUAAAAUGUUGGCCAAAGUCUUGGAUCGCUACAAGGACAUGUAUUAUUUUGAAGUCAUGUUUGGAGUGGUCGUCGCCUACGUAUUCCUACAAACUUUUGCCAUUCCUGGUUCAUUAUUCCUAUCGAUAUUACUUGGAUUCCUGUAUAAAUUCCCCAUAGCACUGUUCCUCAUCUGCUUCUGUUCGGCGCUGGGCGCUACGCUAUGCUAUACACUCUCGAAUCUGGUCGGACGACGACUCAUACGUCACUUUUGGCCAAAGAAGACCAGCGAAUGGUCGAAGCAUGUUGAAGAGUAUCGCGAUAGUCUCUUCAAUUACAUGCUUUUCCUACGCAUGACACCGAUUCUGCCCAAUUGGUUUAUCAAUUUGGCAUCGCCGGUAAUUGGUGUACCCGUGCAUACAUUCGCCUUGGGGACAUUCUGUGGUGUGGCUCCGCCAUCUGUGAUUGCCAUACAGGCCGGCAAAACGUUGCAAAAGAUGACAAGCUCGAGUGAUGCCUUCUCUUGGACCUCAAUGGGUGUGCUGACUGUGUGUGCCUGUGCCGCCCUUGCGCCCGGCUUGCUGAAGAACAAAUUCAAGAGCAAGAAGAAGGUGGCGUAAAUAAAUGAAUGAAUAUCCAAACGAAAAGAGUUAACAAAAGUGGCAAAGCGGUAACGGCAAAUUCUGAAAUCUGUACCAAAAGAUAGCUGGCUUUAUGUGUUGGAUAUUUAAACUCAGUCGAAAUCUAUAGCUGAGUGGUACACCGAGUAUACAACAUCCAAAAAUAUAUAUAUAUAUAUGUAUAUGUGUAUGUAAAUAUAUAUAUAUAUAUAUAUAUAUAUAUAUAUAUAUAUGUAUGUAGGUUUUUUUGUGUGUUAUUAUUACAUUUUUAAGUUUUAUCAAGUCUGUAUCGAAAUGCUAUUUCCAAAAACACGAAAAAAAAAUAUCAAAGAUGCAAACUUCGGCGAUAUCGAAGUUUAUAUACCCUUGCAGUCCUUGGAAAAUAUAUUUUUACAUGUUCAAAAUUCCUUUUCUGUAAAUCAAUUCAUCAAGACACAAACAAAACCUUCAAAGUUCCUUCUUAUUUUGCUUCACAUGGCUAUAUCGACUCAACUUCUCAUGCUGAUCAAGAAUAUAUAUAUAUUUUUCGGAAACUUCUUCUCCUGUGCAUUACAAACAUCUUUCCAA